UCUCCCAAAAUUUAAUAGAAUUUAAACAGGAGGGCAAAUAUAGUUGAAGAUUAUAAUCCUCAUAAAAUUACUUGUAAUCAUGUCAAGGCCACAACGCUGCGGUUUUGUAUCAUUAUUGUAUAGCAUCGGAGAUAGACCUCUUAGUUUAUGGUCUAAGCAUGUUUCAUUGGAUGGAAGGAUUCGUCGAGUCGAAGACCAGGUAUUGAAUCGCGAUAAAGUUAUCGAAAUAAUGGGACCACACCAAACUCCUGUACCAACGAAUAUAACCUGUCCCGCCAAUCCAAUGGAUGUACUGAACAUUAAAUUGCCCAUUUUUGUUCUUGUGGUUAAAAACUUGGACCUUAUGUUCAAACUCGAAUUUCAGCUCAUAGACAAGGCGAGGCAUCGUCGACAAUUUUCUCUGACUACCCAUAACCAUGAAAAGCCUCGAUUGGCUCAUGCAAACACAACUCAAAUACCACUAAAGUUAGACGAAGGCUGGAAUAAUCUGGAAAUAAAUCUGCAAACACUUUGCACUCAUGUUCAUGGAUCAGACUAUCAAGCUAUUCAAAGGAUAAUUGUAUAUCCAAAUUGUCGACUUAGAAGAGUCUAUUUCCAAGACAGACAUUAUGAUCAGAAUGACACACCGAUUGAAUUAUGUCAGGCAUUUUUUGACAUGUAUAUGUUGAAAUGGGGAAUUCAUUUGGUAGAAAGAAGUUGUCAGACAGAAGAAAUAUACACAGGUCUGUGUAUAACAUGAUACAGCCAUUCCUUCACUUCGUCACCUUUUUUGUCUGAUAAUUUUUUUAAAAUUUCAAACAAACAAUCUCGAAUUACCACAGUUGUAAAAUUUUCAUUCUAGUUAACAUUCUUACCCCUUAACGUUUAGUUCUAGGAUUCAAUUUGCUCUGUGACAUUCAGAUACUGGAUAUGAUAGAGCUAAGACACUACUUAUAACAGUCUAAUAUAAUAUUAAACAUGCUUUAUUUAGGCCCACUCCAACCAUGUGAUAUGGAAUACUUUGCAACCGAAAGCAACAUGUCUAUAGGUGUGACAACUGCAAACCUGUGUUCAAAUGAAGAUCCUCGAAUAAAUCAAAUUAAAAAAAUUAUGGCGGAGGACAUUGGU
Molecule: messenger RNA, 1107 nt
Organism: Diprion similis
Lineage: Eukaryota; Metazoa; Arthropoda; Insecta; Hymenoptera; Diprionidae
Product: cilia- and flagella-associated protein 20-like
Exons: 2
Coding region: 80-739 (219 amino acids)
Biological process (GO): positive regulation of cell motility; cilium assembly; regulation of cilium beat frequency involved in ciliary motility
Cellular component (GO): ciliary basal body; motile cilium
Source: RefSeq, a predicted model, not a curated record